Messenger RNA from Styela clava, 3669 nucleotides. RefSeq lists its product as uncharacterized. Gene Ontology annotation, biological process: regulation of transcription by RNA polymerase II. Gene Ontology annotation, cellular component: transcription regulator complex; nucleus. Gene Ontology annotation, molecular function: RNA polymerase II cis-regulatory region sequence-specific DNA binding; DNA-binding transcription factor activity, RNA polymerase II-specific. Lineage: Eukaryota; Metazoa; Chordata; Ascidiacea; Stolidobranchia; Styelidae. The record is from RefSeq and is a predicted model, not a curated record.
UUUAAGUAUAUUAUACCAAAGAUAGAAAAUUAUUACUCACCUCUUUUGGCACUCUCAACAUUUGCACCAGGGACUCCACACAAUGCCGCUUGGUUUAGCAAUGCACGGAAAAUGGGAUGGAAUCAGCAUGGCAUCACCUUCUAUACACACAUACAAGCAUGAAAGACCAGCAUACAGCACCCCCCAGCCCGUUGAAAACACACCAGCCAACAAUGAAUGCAGAAUGGUUGAACUACGAGGUGCCAAAGUCGCAAGUUUUUUUGUUGGCGGUGAUGAAUUUAUCUGCUUGCCACAAGCUUUUGACCUAUUUUUAAAGCACCUAGUAGGAGGUCUACAUACCGUUUAUACAAAACUGAAAAGGUUGAGCAUUUCUCCGGUAGUAUGCAACGUUGAACAGGUUCGAAUCCUCCGAGGUCUUGGGGCAAUUCAACCCGGCGUCAACAGAUGUAAACUUAUCACAAGAAAAGACUUCGAAACUUUAUACCAAGACUGCACUCAAGCAAGCCGGCCUGGCAGACCUCCGAAGCGCUAUCCGAUGCUGCCACCGACCGAUCUCAUGGCACACCAUCCUGGGAUAAGAUCUCUCAAUAGCACUCACGGCAUGCUAACGGCAUCAGACAUCAGUAAUCUGCAUAAACGAAUGAGAUUGGAACAGGAUGUUGAAAAACAUCUUCAACAACAGCAACACGAGAGAAGGGUUAGCGGAAGUCCACCAAAAGACAGUUCUUUGGUGCCGGGAAAAGAUAUCACACUGGCCGGUGGAAAUGAAAUUCAUCCAAAUGCAACAAAUUUGUAUUUGCAGGCUCAACAAGCACUACGUCAGCAAUACCAACAAGUUGCAACAUCGGGAUUACACAAUGGAUUGGACACCUCACAUGCAGCCGUGGCAGCCGCCGGAAUGAAUCCCGCUCUAGCUCCACUCAUGAUGAUGUCACAUCCAGCAUUGUUUUCUGGUGGGAUACCACCUAGCAUGCUGAACCAUAUAAAUCAGUUUGCUCAAAGUCAUGUCAAUGGAAACGCAGUUACGAGUGCAGCCGCCGCAGCAGCGGCACAAAUAGCGGCAAACGGCGGCACUAGGCAUCAACAGGCUGCUGCAGUAUAUCAGGUGGCAGCAGCUGCACAGUCUGCAGCUCAGGCAUCUUUGGCUGCAACUGGAACCUCCAAGUCAAAUUCCCCUAUAGACGAAAAUCGAUCAAGAAGCGCAUCUCAGAAAGACGGACCGAUAUCUAGUAAUCGAGAGGAAAGAAUGCAACCAUUCACUAGCAGUAUAUUUCAAAAUGCCCAGUCGGAUUCCAUGAAUGGUAUUGAUAGCGAAGGACGAGUAUCGCCAGUAAGCAGUAUAAGCUCUCCUCUUGAAGAUGAAAAUUUUAGCAACGGAAGCUUAUCUGGGAAUUCAGACAGCAGAGAUUCAGUAAAAUUCUUUGAAGAUAACGAAGAAUCGUUGAUAAAGGAUUUUCCUUCUUCGACGAAAAAGGAAGGUAGUGAUGCAGGUAUUACGUCUCGCCAUGAAAAUCAGGAAGAACGAUUUGAUGUGGAUGAUGUGACUCAAAACAACAGCGAUACCAAAAAGGCCACUAAUUCACUUCUCGCUACUGGAAUAACGCAAGUCCUUGCUAGUCAAGGAAACAUAUCAUCGAUGCAAACAUUGCUAACAAAUAUUCAAGGAUUACUUAAGGUUGCUGCUGACAAUGCCAAGUUGCAGGAGAAACAUAGUUCUUUUGAAAUGGCGGAUCUGAAAAACAGAAUAAAUCACGAAAAAGAAAUAAGAGGAAGUGUUGAACAGAAACUCGAAGAAAGCGAACGAAUUCGGGUUCUGAUGCAACGAAGACUGAAGAAAGAACGGAAAGUUAGGAAGCUGCUUCAAGAACAACUUAUAACAAUGCAGCAAAAGAUUGACAACAGGCAAAGCGAAAAACACGACGGGAUUGCAUCAGCGCCGAGUAUACCAAUCCGGGGCGUCAUUGGUAUGGAGAGAGAUACAUCUGAACCACAAUCUGAAUCACUGCCUCAAAGUCAGAAAUAUUUGUGUAAUGAAUUCUCUAGUUGUGAGCAAGUAUCCAGUCCUUUGACAGCCGAAACUGACUGCAAUUCAAGUCCAAUCGCACAAACUAUUUCAGAAGCCUCACCAUCGAGUAUGUCAAAUGAUACGUCCCAUUUAAUCUCAAGAGAAUGCGGGCCAUUCUCAUCACGUCAGUUCAUGAAUAUCUCAAGCUCCAAUAAUAACAAUAACAAGAAUACUUUGAUACAAUCUGUUAGAGAUUCUCCCUCGCCAACAUUAACAGGACAAGAACUAAGUGUGAAAGGAAUAUCUCAGAAAAAAGAUCUACCACUGCAGUCAGCUCAUCCUGGAUCUCACAUGUUUUUCAAAGCUUCUUUCCAAACUACAAUGUCACAAUAAAACUGAAAUUCAAGAACAAACAUUCAGAAAUUUUUUAAGUGCAAGAAGUUAUGUAUAUUAAUUUAAAUAAAAUAAUAAACAUGAAUUUGAAGUCAUAGACUCAUUAGAAUGGAAAUCAAAUAGCAAUCCGAAAAUAUUUAAAGGUAUACAGUCAAUGAUCAUCCACUUAAAUCUCAGCGAAAGGAUUUACUAAUUUUAUAAAUUUGGUGAACAUGAACUUUACAUCCUCCGCUUUGCCAUCUCACUGGAUGAGAUGAAAAAUUAUUAUCUUCUUAUGUACUUAGUUUUGCAACUUACCAGUCAACGCUUGAAUGAAACAUUGUAUAUAACCUAAUCUAAUUUUUAUCAUAAUAUUACAGAGUAUCUUCCAAUAAUACAAUAAGAGUAGGUCAUUCUUGUCUCUAGGGCGAAUUUAUUCCCCUAGCGCAGAUUAUUGUAUUUAGAUAAUUUUGUUUUUGUUUUUUAAAAAUGUUAUGAUUUCAGCUGUUAUAUUGCAUAAUACAUCCAAGCAAUAUAUAUGCUCCAUUAUUUGUUGACACGGGUCUUUGAUUUAUUUAUUAAAACAUUGAACUCUAAAUAAGAAUUUAUUUUACAACUCUCAUGCGCUCAUAAAACCGGUUUAUCAUAUUUAACAUUAAUGCUUUGGCAUUUUUAUCACAUUGAUGCUCAAAUCUAAAUAUGUAUUGUUAAAGGCAGCUUACGCCCUGAAUUGGUCGUCCUACUUUGUUAUAUCUCGAAUCCAUCCCAAUUUUUCCUUAAUUAAUUUUUGCGCAGUUCCAAAGUUCUUUGUACUAUAAAAUUUAUAUUAUAUUCCACCAAAUAAAAGUGAGUUAUGUGCCAUGACACUAAGUAUAUUUCAUUUUAUUAUAAUCAUUAAUUUAUAUACAAAUAUGUUUUGGUCAUUAUAACAUUUUAAAUGAAGAUUUACGAUCAAUUUAGUAAUAUUUGCUUCAAUGUAUUUAGUAAAGCAUAUGUGCUGGUCUAAGACGUUACUAAUUUUGUUUAGGAACAUUUUAACUUUUGUAUGUUGUUCAAAUACCAGCCAAUCCAAAUCAGAAUUCUGGUAUAUUCUAAGCAGAAAUAAUAUGAACAAACGCUUCAAUGUAUUAAGUAAAACAUGUAUGUUGGUCUAAUACGUUAUUAAUUUUGUCUAAAGACAUUUUAACUUUUGUAUUUCGUACAAAUACCACACAAUUCAAAUCAGAAUUUUGGUAUAUUCUAAGCAGAAACAAAUUAAAACGGUAUUCUGGUAUGUCUUGUAUCUAAAUAAA